This is a messenger RNA of Ipomoea triloba (trilobed morning glory), 535 nucleotides long. RefSeq lists its product as uncharacterized. The transcript is spliced from 2 exons. Lineage: Eukaryota; Viridiplantae; Streptophyta; Magnoliopsida; Solanales; Convolvulaceae. Bases 73 to 417 code for a protein of 114 amino acids. The record is from RefSeq and is a predicted model, not a curated record.
CCUUUUCUUCCUCACAAAGCCAUCGUUUCUUGAUCUAAAACACCGCAGUGGAAGAUCAAGAAGUGCACAACAAUGGGCAGCGGCGGCCACCUUCUGCAUCUCUACAACUCCUCACGGGCGUCCAUGAUUAAGCGACUAACCGCUCAAUUCCCAGUCUCUGUAAAGAGGUAUGCGGGAAACCAGGGCGUGGAAGAGAGAGCGCCUUCAACAGAAGAUGAGUUCAGAAGAGCUGCGGAAGAGAAGAAACGCCAGGGAUUCGCCAGCCAGACUUUGGAGAAGGCGGAAGACGGCGCAGGAGAGGCGGCGGAGAAAGAAUCUGAUCUUGGAUCUGUGAAGGAGAGUUACAAGGACGCGCCGCCGGGCAGAGGUAAGUUCCACAAGUCUGGGGAUCCGAUUCCUCCAGAAAACGUGCCCUGAAAAGGAACUGAACAUGUGUAUCAGUGUAUGUAUAGGAGUAAUAUACUCUUUUUCACAUCUGUAAAACCACAAAUCAUCAAUAAAUGAAUGAAACAAGUAUACUUGUUCAAGGUGGCAA